AUGGCAUCUAACACAUCUCUGGAUGGCUGCACUAUUGUCUGGCUCUGUCCACUCGAAGUCGAACUCCGGGCAGCCAUCGCCAUGCUCGAUAAGGUAUCAGAUGAGUGCCCCCCAAGAGCCCGAGGUCAGAACGUCGUCUAUACGAUUGGCGAAAUCGGCCUGCACAAGGUGGCCGUUGUCGGCUAUUACCAGGAACAAGGUCUCGCCGUCUCUGGGAGCAUAGCCGCCGAGGUUUUGAGAGACUUGAGGAAUCUUCAAUUGGGCCUCCUAGUCGGUAUCGCCGGCGGUAUACCAUCAUCAACCCACGACAUGCAACUCGGGGAUGUAGCUGUCGCAGUCCCUGAAGGCGAUCGUCCAGGAGUGGUAGGCUAUGACUUUGGAAAAGCGGGAGAUGACGAUCACUAUCAACUCAAGCAUUGGCAAAACUCGACCCAUCCGUUGCUUGGAUCAGUAAUCACCAAGAUCCGGGCGCACGACGAACUGCGAUUCAGGCGACACUUGCAAGUACUAGACAGACUACCGGAAUUCCGGAGGCCCGAAUCUGUUAGUCCGCACUCAACCAACGAUCACCCCAAGGUGCACUAUGGUACUAUUCUUUCCGGAAAUACGGUGAUCAAGUCAAAGUCUAAAAGAGACGAAUUGAGACAGCUCUACGGCGGCAUUGCAGUCGAAAUGGAAGCCGCUGGUAUGAUGACGAGACUACAAGUGGCUGUCAUUCGAGGAAUCAGCGAUUUUGCAGAUUCCUCCAAAGAUGAUAAGUGGCAACCAUACGCUGCGAUCACGGCAGCAGCGUACGCUAAGGAGGUUUUGCUGCGCCUCCCCUCAGAGCAUCAGGAAGACUGGAAAUAUCAAGAUCUUCGCCUAGCACAAGUUCUCCCCGAAAAGUCGGCUUUUGUGGGUAGAGCGGAAGAGAUGGCUUUCUUGGAAGAGGAGCUUGGUUUCCAAGACCAAGCGCCGAUCCAAAAGAGCGUUGUCUGUCUUUGGGGCCUCACCGGAGCUGGCAAAUCCCAACUGGCCGCCAGAUUUGUGAGUCAACAACGGUUGACUCACCCCAAGAGAGAAAUCUUUUGGAUUAAUGGUGAAAAUCGAGAAAGCUUUGAGCGAAGCAUUACCAAAGAUGCGAGAUGGCUUCUGGUCAUUGACGGGGUAAAUGAGACCCCCCCUCGUUCAGCUUCCAAGGAUCCCGCAUCUUUUGAUAUUCACGGCUACGUUGGUAGACUCAAUCGAGGUUAUGUUCUCCUCACUUCUCGGAGGCGCGAUGUAGUUGAGAGGUAUUAUCCGAGCCGUGAGUUGAAAGGACUGAAGAUUCAAGAUGCUGUCAGCCUGCUUCAUUUAAAGAUUCAUCCUCAGUUGAUGGAAGGUAUUUUCUCGCAUACUACACUCAUGUGGUCCCGUGGAGGCUGA
Talaromyces amestolkiae is the source of this 1404-nucleotide messenger RNA. RefSeq lists its product as uncharacterized. The record is from RefSeq and is a predicted model, not a curated record. The transcript is spliced from 3 exons. Gene Ontology annotation, biological process: nucleoside metabolic process. NCBI's taxonomy places the organism in Eukaryota, Fungi, Ascomycota, Eurotiomycetes, Eurotiales, Trichocomaceae. Gene Ontology annotation, molecular function: catalytic activity. Bases 1 to 1404 code for a protein of 467 amino acids.